AUGGAUUUAUAUAGAAGGGUUCUUUAUUUACUUGUAAUAUUUUUAUGCAACAAGAACCAUGUUUUAGGCAUAACAAGGUGCGUUGAGCAUGAAAGAAUUGCACUUUUGCAAUUCAAAACUGGGCUCAUUGAUGAUUACGCCCUUCUCAACUCAUGGAAGAAUAGCUCUAAUGUGCGCGAUUGCUGCCAAUGGAGACGCGUAGGCUGCAACAAUGCCACAGGCCGAGUCGUGUUACUAGAUCUUUCUGCCAUUAUUUCUGAAGAACUUGAACAAACACUUGGUUUUAGUGGUAAAAUCGACUCUUCGUUGCUUUCUUUAAGCUCAUUAACAUAUUUAGACCUCAGUGGAAACAGUUUCACCCGGAUCCCUGAUUUCAUUGGAUCCUUAAAAAACUUGCAGCACCUCAAGCUAUCUAACAUCGAAUUAACAUCACCCAAAUUCCCAUAUCAAUUGGGAAAUCUUUCAAAUUUGCAGACUCUUGAUCUUGCAUCCACAUCAGUUGUCAUCAAGAACACUGACUGGCUUGCUCACCUUUCAUCGCUCAAGUAUCUAAAUCUUAGUUAUAUAGAUCUCAGUGAGUCGGGCGGGUUACUUUAUACUGCGAUCAAAUUGCCUUCCCUUGUAGAGCUGCAACUUAUAAACUGCAUGCUUCCGAAUAACACAGCCAAAUCAUUUCUUGAUCCGAUGACCAACUUGUCCAAAUCUUUUGCUGUUCAUUCUAACAAUCUUCCUUCCUCUAUGAUAUACUCUUGGUUAUUCAACUUCAGUGGGAGUCUUACUGACAUCUACCUCUCUGACAACGCGUUACUUGAUACGAUUCCCGAAGCUUUUGGGACAAUUACAAACCUCAAAACCUUAGACUUGACCAACAAUGGCCUUGAAGGUGGUAUUCCUAGUUCGUUUAGGAACUUGAAUCAUUUGCAUUCACUUCAUCUAUCGGCAAACAAUCUGGCACAAGAUCUUCCCAGUCUUUUCAAUAAUCUCCCCGUUAGAUCGUUACAAGUUCUUGACUUAUACGCGAAUCAACUAAGUGGUCCUUUACCUGAUUUUACAACAUUUACAGCUUUGACAGAACUGUACCUUAAAUUAAAUCAGUUAAAUGGAUCUUUCCCAGAAAAAUUCAAGCAAAGUUCUAAUCUUUGGAUCCUCGAUUUGGCCGAUAACCAUAUUACCGGACCGCUCCCUGAUCUUUCUGUUUUCGUUUCAUUGCGUGAGUUAUAUUUCGAAAGAAACCUUUUGCAUGGAACUCUAAGUGAAAGAUUGGGAUCUCUUUCAAAGCUGGAGUCUUUGGGUGCAUCUUCUAACUUCUUUCAAGGUACAAUCUCGGAACAACAUGUUACCAAUCUUUCUCGUUUAGUAUACCUCGAUCUGUCAUAUAACUCGCUAGCUUUAGACCUCAGUCCUGACUGGUCUCCACCUUUUCAGCUCGAUGUCAUCUGGUUGUCAUCAUGUAAACUCGGGAGUUCUUUCCCGGAAUGGCUGAAAACUCAGACGAAUCUCUCUGUGCUUGAUAUCUCUGAUGCUGGAAUCAAUGAUACAGUUCCAAGUUGGUUUUGGGAAUCGCUGAAUCCAAGUCUUCGUUACUUAAAUAUGUCUUCAAGCCAGAUGCAUGGCAUGGUUCCAAAUUUGGUGUUUGGUAAACAACCUUUGAUAGAUAUGAGAUCGAAUGACUUCUCGGGCAGUUUACCUUUGUUUCCUCUGGAUACCAUUGCACUAAUUCUAAGCAAUAACAUGUUCACCGGGCCUAUUUCUUCCUUGUGUAACGUGACUACCUUAAACCGACUCGAUCUUUCCAACAAUAAACUGUCUGGAAUGCUUCCAAACUGCUUGAACAACCUUGAUAGUUUAUACAUUCUGAAUCUGGAAAAUAACAAAUUUACCGGGACAAUUCCUGCUUCAAUAGGAGCCCUUCAAUUGCUUCAUAUGAUGAGCAUGCGUGGCAAUAGCUUGACCGGAGAGAUACCGUUGUCCUUAAGAAACUGCAAGGAGUUGCAGCUGCUUGAUCUUGGAGAAAACCAACUGUCGGGUACUGUUAUGUCAUUUAUCUUUCACUUUGUUUGUUAG
Helianthus annuus (common sunflower) is the source of this 2064-nucleotide messenger RNA. RefSeq names its product receptor-like protein EIX1. Lineage: Eukaryota; Viridiplantae; Streptophyta; Magnoliopsida; Asterales; Asteraceae. Gene Ontology annotation, molecular function: protein binding. The transcript has a single exon. The record is from RefSeq and is a predicted model, not a curated record. Bases 1 to 2064 code for a protein of 687 amino acids.